This is a messenger RNA of Alnus glutinosa, 855 nucleotides long. RefSeq lists its product as uncharacterized. The record is from RefSeq and is a predicted model, not a curated record. Lineage: Eukaryota; Viridiplantae; Streptophyta; Magnoliopsida; Fagales; Betulaceae. The coding region runs from base 224 to 730 and encodes 168 amino acids. The transcript is spliced from 2 exons.
UCAAUUUUGGGUAUUUCUCCUUCAUAUAAAACAAACAUCCUCUCCUUUUCAUUUUAGUUCCAUCAGACAGCUAUGGGGCAACGCUCCACCCCACCGGCACACCCUCAUGCCAAUUACUGUCUUGCCUAAGCCUUGAAGAAUGCUAUGAUCUUCAGUUCAAAGACUAGAGAGGGGAAGAACUCAAAAGAGGAAGAACACAAGUGGGUUUUCUGGGAAAAGGAGAAUGGAGGGUGGAGAUUACAGGAGAAGGUGGACCAGUCUAAAGCAUCGGCUAGGAUUCAAGGGGAUGGGCUGCUGUGGUGCCACGUGGAGACCCACUUCUUCUACUUUGACCAUCAUGGAGGCCCUCCAAGAAGAACAACACAUGGAACAAGUGGAACUAGUCAGCACCGUGAAUCAUGCUCCGGCACCGGCGGUUAUGAACCUAGCAAUGGCAUUAGCGGCGGAGCGCAAUUCGCGGGAUGAGAAUGCGGGACCCCCCACCGAAGUUAAGUCUUUGAUGAGAUUGAUUGAAGAAACGGACGGUGUCGAUUGGAGGAAGAAAAGGAGGAGGGACAAAGGAGUGGACGGUGAUUGGCUGUGCUGCGUGUGCAUGGAGAGGAGUAAAGGUGCGGCUUUUAUUCCCUGUGGGCACACCUUUUGUAGGGUUUGCUCGAGGGAGAUGUGGGUCAACCGUGGGUCUUGUCCUCUUUGCAACCGUUCGAUCCUCGAGAUCCUUGAUAUCUUUUGAGAUCGUAUUUCAUUUUAUUUUUUUUUCCAACCGUUCGAUCUACUACUUCGUACCGUUAAAAUCAUAUGGUCUUAUUAUGUAUUUCUCCAAUAUCCCUCAAUUUUGUCAAGAAAAUUUAACGUUCA